AUGGAAGAUACUAAUUUUCUAGAAAAUAAUAUUCGCGUUGUGGUUGGAUUAGAUUUUGGAACAACUUACUCUGGAUUUGCAUAUUGUCAUGUUUGCAAUGAAAGAAAUGUUUGUUCUAAUGAUAAUUGGCACGGGGAAGUAGGUCAAUUAAAAACCAAUACAGUUCUUCAGUAUGAUGAUACAUACAAUGUAAAAUUAUGGGGUGCCCCAGCUAUGGCCAAAAAGCCCAAUCGUCGAAACAGAGGACAAAACAAUGAAAGAAAUAGACCUGUUGAAUUGUUCAAAUUAUAUUUGGAAGAUUUAUCGGACAAAUUAAAACCAAAUCUUCCAGUUGAAUAUAAAAAAGCUAUUACCGACUAUCUUAGGGAAAUCAGCAAGGUAAUUAAAGAAACUGUCGGGAUACGAUGGCCAAAGAUCGAAUAUUUCGAGAAUGUCCUUCUGAUUCUCACCGUUCCUGCAGAAUUUUCCGAAAAGUCAAAAGCGAUCAUGAGAAUAUGUGCAUUUGAUGCAGAAUUAAUUAAAGAAGCAUGCUCAACAAAUUUGCAAUUUACUACAGAACCUGAAGCAGCUGCUGUAUAUUGCAUGAAAAACCUUGAAAAACAGAAUUUUGCACAACCAGGAACUAAUUUUAUGAUAGUUGACUGUGGUGGUGGUACAGUAGACUUAACAACUCAUAAAUUUAUAAACAACGAACAAUUGAGCGAAAUAACUGAAAGAGCAGGCGAUUGUUGUGGAAGUACUUUUAUCGAUGAUGAAUUUGUUAAAUAUUUACGAAAGACACUUGGAGAUGAACCUAUGGACUUGCUUAGAGAUAAUAACUAUGAUCAAAUGCAAUAUUUGAUACAACAGUUUUGUAAAUAUGGUAAAAUUUCUUUUACAGGAGAUGAUCCGGAUUUUUUAUAUGAGUUGGAUAUUCGAGAUACGAUUCCGAUCUUAGAACAGCAAUAUAUUGUUGAUGAUGAUAUCAGAGAAACUUUAGAAAAAAAUGAAUGGGUAAUCGAAAUUGAUUUUGAAACUAUGAAAUCGAUAUUCGAGCCUGUUGUCCGAAAAAUUCUCAAGCUGAUAAAAGUUCAACUAGAUAAUGCUCAAGAAACUUGUUCUGCAAUGUUUUUAGUUGGAGGUUUCAGUGAAUCAAAAUAUUUACAAAAAAGAAUUAAACAAGAAUUUAGUCCUCGAAUAAAUGAUAUUUCAGUACCUAUUCAACCUAUGGCAGCAAUUUCACGUGGAGCAGUAAUUUACGGAUUAUCUAUAAGAUUAAAUGAUUUGAAUACUGUAGGAAAUAAUGAAAAUAUGAAAUGCGUUAUUUCUUCAAGAGAAAGGGAAGAUCCUGUACAUAGAAAAACUCAAGAUGGAUUUAUUGAAAAAUUUCAAUGUUUAGUUAGACGUGGCACUAAAAUAAAUAUUAAUCAGGAAAUUAAAAGGUCUCGUGUACCGAUUCAUUCCGAGCAAAAUGAAAUGAUUCAUUGUUUAUACUAUACUAAAGAGUAUGAAGCAGAAUAUUGCGAUGAUCCUGGCAUGGAGCUUUUAGGAAAACUUCAUAUUGAUCUUCCUGGUUCAGGUCUCGAUAGACCUGUGUUAUUUGGAAUAACUUUUGGAAAUAUGGAAAUUACUGCUACUUCAAAAAAUGAACUUACUGGUCAAAGUUAUAAAGCUAUUUUCAAGUUUGACUUAGAUAAUUAAAAGCAUAAUUUUGAUUCACCUCAUCACGUGACGAACUUACCAUUUUUUGAUUGGCUGAUUAAAUUCAAAAUUAUCCUCGUUCGACUCGUUCGUUUAUUGUUUCGAUUCUCUUCCCCCUUUUUUAGUCACCCUUUUUUCUUCGUUCUCUUUUUUUCUUUCGUUUUUCUCUUUUCAAUCUUCGUUGUAUAUUUUUCUUUUGUAUAUUUUUUUUUCGUUAUUUGACAUUUUUUUUUAUUUUUCUUUUUAAUUUUAUACUUUGAGAGAAUAAAACUCAAUUAAAGGUACAUUUUCUUUUUGUCUUUUUUUAUUUUUUUAUCAUUCCUU
Messenger RNA from Rhizophagus irregularis DAOM 181602=DAOM 197198, 2004 nucleotides. The record is from RefSeq and is a predicted model, not a curated record. NCBI's taxonomy places the organism in Eukaryota, Fungi, Glomeromycota, Glomeromycetes, Glomerales, Glomeraceae.